Messenger RNA from Saxophila tyrrhenica, 1020 nucleotides. RefSeq lists its product as uncharacterized. Lineage: Eukaryota; Fungi; Ascomycota; Dothideomycetes; Mycosphaerellales; Extremaceae. The record is from RefSeq and is a predicted model, not a curated record. The transcript has a single exon. Gene Ontology annotation, molecular function: oxidoreductase activity. Gene Ontology annotation, cellular component: mitochondrion. Bases 1 to 1020 code for a protein of 339 amino acids.
AUGUCAACAACAAUCCGCAAAGCUGUCAUUCACGAAUUCGGCGACGAAUCGAAAAUCAGUAUUGUAACCAGCGCCAUCGAAGAUCCGCCAGCGAACCACGUCCAAGUCCGCGUCCUAUACUCUUGCUUCGGCGGGACAGAUAUCAACAUGCGUCUCGGCCGCUACCCAAUGCAAAAGGCCGCUCCAUUGACACCAGGCUACUGUCUUGUUGGCACGGUCGUCAAGUCUGGUACCGGAUGCGUUUCAAACCUCCGACCAGGCGACUUGGUCUCAGCCCUCACCGUCUACGAUGCAGAAGCCGAGCUGUGCAAUCAACCGGAGAAAUACAUCAUUCGAGUGCCCCAUGGCCAUGAUCCACAGAAGGUCUGCGCGCUCAUGGUGGACUGGAUCACAGCAUAUGGUAUGGUGACUCGUCCUGGCAAGGUUCAUGCCGGCCAGAAGGUCUUCGUUCAUGGCAUGAGCGGCGCAGUCGGCUACGCUACAUCCGUUCUCUGCCAGCUUCGUGGUGCGACCGUAUACGGCACCGCCUCGGAGCGUAAUCACAAAGUACUGGAGGCUUUGGGGUGGAUCCCCUUCGUGUAUACUGACAAGAAGUGGAUGCAAGCCAUGAAGGACAUGGGCGGAGCGGACGUCGUGUUCGACCCGUUAGGUUUUGAGUCCUGGGACGAAUCUUACAGCAUCCUCUCCCACAACGAUGCAUGUCUGGUCGGGUACGGCGGCAACCUGGCGACCCUUCAGAACCAAGCUCCUAGGGGAGUACUGAUGCCAACUCUGAAGUUGUUGUCGCGGAAUUUUAUCUGUCCAGCGGUCCAUCGACAUACCUGUUUCUUCUACUUCACCCGCGAUGACAAAACCUUUGUGCCAGAUGUUGAAGCGCUGUUCGAGCUGCUGGGCCAGGGAAAGAUCGAUGUCAAGAUCAAGAGGGUGUGGGACCUGGGGGAUAUCCAAGAAGCACAUCGGAGCUGGGGCAAAGGGAGUGGGUUCGGGAGUCAGCUGAUCAAUGUAGGUGCGAAGACUUGA